UAUGCCAACUUUUACGGUAACAAUACCCAGUGCUGAGUAGGAAACAAAUGGAGAGGAUCCUUUUCCGUGCGGAGUAGUCGUUGUGGCGAAGAAACCAUUUGUUCUAUCUCUUGCUUGCUGCGAAGUCUUUCUCUUCCACACGCGCGCACAGACACAGAGUUUUUGAUUGGAGUGAAAAUGUCUGCCAAGCUAUCAACUUUUUUUGCGAGCAACGGAAUUAGCGGACUCACCUGCAAGCAUAUGAGCGUGCGAUUUUUCGUGCCUCAGCGGUUGCUUCCUGCUUCCUGUAAAAUGCGUAAGCGUAAUCUCAGUUCCCAGCAUAAAACACAACAAUUGAAGAAAGCCUCUCAUGAACAGCCUCCAAGAACAGCAGAUUUCCCACUAAAUGGUGAUGAGGAGUCUGAAUCUGAAGCUGAUUCAAUAAUUAAUGUCCCAAUUUUAAGUCAGGAAAUCAUUUCCGAUGAUGAUGUUGACAUGGACAUAGCUGUGGAGCAUAUUGAUGAAAAGGAGUUCAGUGACCUGACUGUUCCUGAUGAACAAAAAUCUGCUAUAAACGUGGAUGGUGCAGAGCAACUUUCAGGUGUUCAACCUGAGGAUUUGGUUGGCAUGAUAAGAUAUGCAGAGAAAAAUAUCCUUCUUCUCAAUAAAGUUCGGAUUCGUGCACUUGAAGAUGUUGAAAAGACUGUCGCUGAGAAGGAGGCACUUCAGGGAGAGAUUAAUGAUUUGGAGAUGAGACUAGCAGAAACUGAUGCUCGGAUCAAAAUUGCUGCCCAAGAGAAGAUACGUGUGGAACUCCUGGAAGAUCAGUUAGAUAAGCUGCGGAUUGAACUGGCUCACAGGGGUCUUACUGAAAGAAAUGAGCUUGAUUUGUACAAUAAUCAUGAAAAACUUUUGAAUCAUGAAGCCUCUGUACUACAUGAUAAUAGUGUUAAAUCUCUUAGCGAGGAGCUUAGUUCAUUGAGGGAAGAAAAUAUCUCCCUGAAGAACGAUAUAGAAGGACUCAAGGCUGAGCUUGGUGAUGUCAAAAGCACAGAUGAGCGUGUGUUUAUGCUCGAAAGAGAGCGCUUAUUGUUGGAAUCUUCCCUGAAAGACUUGGAGGUUAAACUGUCCGUUUCUCAGGAAGAUGUUUCUAAACUCUCUACUCUGAAAGUUGAAUACAAGGACUUGUGGGAGAAGGUAGAAAAUUUACAAGUCUUGCUAGAUAAGGCAACCACACAGGCAGAUCAGGCUAUUAUAGUAUUGCAGCAAAACCAGGAGCUCCGAAAGAAGGUUGACAAACUGGAAGAAUCCCUUGAAGAAGCUAAUGUCUAUAAGCUUUCGUCAGAAAAAUUGCAACAAUAUUAUGAAUUAAUGCAACAAAAGAUCAAACUGUUGGAGGACCGUCUUCAAAGUUCAGAUGAAGAAAUUAAUUCCUAUGUUCAAUUAUAUCAAGAAUCAGUGAAGGAAUUUCAAGAGACACUCAAUAAUCUGAAAGAAGAAAGCAAGAAAAGAGCACUAGAUGAACCUGUGGAUGACAUGCCUCGGGAAUUUUGGAGCCGUUUAUUGCUCAUAAUUGAUGGGUGGUUGCUUGAGAAAAAAAUAUUAGCAGAUGAUGCAAAGUUUUUGAGAGAAAUGGUGUGGAAGAGAGAUGGAAGAAUUCGUGAUGCGUUCAUGGCUUGCAAGGAAAAGAAUGAACGUGAGGCUAUAACUACAUUCCUCAAGCUGACGUCAUCGCCAACAUGUCCAGGAUUAUAUGUUAUUCAUAUUGCAGCAGAGAUGGCACCAGUUGCUAAGGUUGGUGGUUUGGGGGAUGUUGUGACUGGUCUUGGUAAAGCUUUGCAGAACAGGGGACACCUUGUGGAAAUUGUUCUUCCAAAAUAUGAUUGCAUGCAAUACGACCGAAUUCGUGAUUUGAGGGCCCUAGAUGUGGUGGUAGAGUCAUACUUUGGUGGCCGACUAUUCAAAAACAAAAUAUGGGUCGGCACUGUUGAAGGUCUUCCUGUUUAUUUUAUUGAGCCUCAUCAUCCUGACAAAUACUUCUGGAGAGGGAAAUUUUAUGGCGAGCACGAUGAUUUCAAACGUUUUUCAUUUUUCAGCCGAGUGGCACUUGAGUUUCUUCUUCAAGCUGGCAAGAAACCAGACAUAAUUCAUUGCCAUGAUUGGCAGACAGCUUUUGUUGCACCACUUUAUUGGGAUUUAUAUGCCCCUAAAGGAUUGAAUUCAGCUAGAAUAUGUUUUACAUGCCACAACUUUGAAUACCAAGGGACUGCUCCUGCUUCAGAAUUGGCAUAUUGUGGUCUUGAUGUCCAUCAGCUUAAUAGACCAGAUAGAAUGCAGGACCACUCUGCACAUGAUAGGGUCAAUCCUGUUAAGGGUGGAGUUGUAUUUUCUAAUAUUGUUACAACAGUAUCACCUACUUAUGCACAAGAGGUGCGGACUGCUGAGGAAGGAAGAGGUCUCCAUUCAACACUUAAUUUGCACUCUAAAAAGUUCAUAGGAAUUCUAAAUGGAAUCGAUACUGAUACAUGGAAUCCUGCCACUGAUACAUAUCUCAAAAUCCAGUACACUGCCAAUGAUCUUCAAGGGAAAGCAGAAAAUAAGGAAGCUAUGAGAAGGCAUCUAGGGCUUUCUUCUGCAGCUGUCAGGAAACCACUGGUAGGCUGCAUAACAAGAUUGGUGCCACAGAAAGGUGUACAUCUUAUUAGACAUGCAAUAUAUCGAACGUUGGAGUUGGGAGGACAAUUUGUACUUCUUGGCUCAAGCCCAGUCACACAUAUUCAGAGGGAAUUCGAGGGUAUUGCAAACCAUUUUCGGAAUCAUGAUCACAUUCGGUUGAUAUUGAAGUAUGACGAAUCCCUUUCCCAUUCCAUAUAUGCAGCAUCCGACAUGUUCAUCAUCCCAUCUAUCUUUGAACCCUGUGGCCUUACACAGAUGAUAGCCAUGAGAUAUGGUUCUAUACCCAUUGUAAGAAAAACUGGUGGUCUGAAUGACAGUGUUUUUGAUGUUGAUGAUGAUACGAUACCUCAUGCGUUUCGAAACGGAUUCACAUUUUCAACUCCUGAUGAACAGGGAGUUAACAAUGCUUUGGAACGUGCAUUUAACCUCUACAUUAAUAACCCCGAGAGUUGGCAGCAGCUUGUCCUGAAGGACAUGAAUAUGGAUUUCAGUUGGGAAUCUUCAUCAGCACACUACGAGGAACUUUACCUGAAGUCGGUGGCCAGAGCAAGGGCUGCAAGUCGGACCUAAGUUUGCCUGCCGAUAAUCUUUCACUUUGCCUCGGCUAACGGGUAAUGCUAAAAAUUAUAUUUUUAUCCUACAACAUGCCAAUUCCAACUAAUUCUUGAACCAAUCCUUGUUAAAGAAAAAUAAAAUAAAAAUCCAACAGCUGGUUAGGAUUGGCACGUUAACAUUGUGGGAUAGUUGUAAAAUAAAAAUGUGAUUUCUAGCAUUAGUCUUAGCUAAAAGACGCUUCUCCAUGCAAGCUUGCCUUGUGGAACAAACACUAUAUAAACGUGGAGCAGAGAUGUUUAAAGUGGGAAACCCCGGCUAGCAAGCAGGUGUACAGCAUGAGAUAUUAAACAGAGUACUAUGAUUUUGAUGAAGGCUAAAGUAAAGCUGCAUUAUUGGUGGAUUUCACAUUCCUUGCGGCUUCCCCAGCUUCUUCUUACACUCUUUUUACACCAUUCAUUUAUCAUAAAAGCAACCUUCAUGUUAUGGUUGAUGUAUAUUAUGUUCUCUAAUUCUUUUAGAUUGACUUUUGAUGUGUACCUGCUUAUCACAGGAGGUAAAUGUAUGAAUGCUUUACACAAGAUUAUUUAUUGUGGAAAAUAAUAUGAAAUUAUGUUCUGGGUAUGCAUAUUUGAGAAAUUUA
This is a messenger RNA of Corylus avellana, 3850 nucleotides long. It is a transcript of the gene SS4, whose product is annotated as starch synthase 4. The record is from RefSeq and is a predicted model, not a curated record. Gene Ontology annotation, molecular function: alpha-1,4-glucan glucosyltransferase (UDP-glucose donor) activity. NCBI's taxonomy places the organism in Eukaryota, Viridiplantae, Streptophyta, Magnoliopsida, Fagales, Betulaceae.